Molecule: messenger RNA, 1041 nt
Organism: Electrophorus electricus (electric eel)
Lineage: Eukaryota; Metazoa; Chordata; Actinopteri; Gymnotiformes; Gymnotidae
Gene: snapc5
Product: small nuclear RNA activating complex, polypeptide 5
Biological process (GO): transcription initiation at RNA polymerase III promoter; transcription by RNA polymerase II
Cellular component (GO): nucleus
Source: RefSeq, a predicted model, not a curated record
CGCACGUGAUGUAGCGAAAGUGCAUGGAGUGCUUUGAGAAAAACUGGGGCAUCUUCUCACAGUUAUGCCCCCUGUACAUGCUGAAGUACUACUGAGAAUGCAGUAAUUCCUCGUAUCCAUCAUGCUGAGUCGCUUGCAGGAGCUCAAAAAGGAAGAGGAGACUCUUCUGAAAAUAAAAGUCAUGCUGCAAGAUCAGCUUAACAGACUGAAGUUUGAAGAAGGGGCUCUGAAGUCAAUGAUUAAUGGCCAGUCUGAGGAGAGCCCAACUGAUCCGGCUCCUCCUGAGGUUGAAGUCAACCCAGACAACGAGAGUGAAAUUAACCAAACUAAACUAGUACUGGGUGCUCCCAAUGACUAUGAAAUGGAAGAGGAAGAGGAGGAGGAUGAUGACGAAGAGGAUGAGGAUGAUCUCGACAUGGUUCAUGAGGAUUAUGAGGAGGAAGAGGAUGACUACUGAAUUUACAUUUGAAUAGCAAAUAGCACAUUUGCUGUUUAGGUGUGUAACAUCCAAAAUGGCAUGUCGAAAGAUAUAUAUUGAUAGCUUGUACCUGUUUCUCCUUUUAUCCAAGAAUGGCACUGUGUUGUAUUAUUUAUUGGUGCAAGACAUCUUUAGAACCAACCAGAAACUUGUGUAGCAAGCACAGAAGACAUCUUUUGGUACUGUACACUAGACUAAGCCUACACUGUUAUUUUUUGUAGGUUUAAGGCUGCUCAAACAUUGUAUUUCCUUAGGCAUAUUUAGAAAUCUGUAGCCUAUGUUUCAGAUGGCAGUGUGUUAAAGGGUGAAUGUACUGUUGUAAAGCUGUUGUUUAAUGGUGACUUUAUAGUAUUUGUAUUUAAGUUUUGGACAUUUUGGAGUAUGUUUUAUUGUAAUUGGAAAGACAGAUGGAAUGAAUGCAUGUGUAGAUGUGGAUGUAAUGCAUGUGCAUGGAGCAUUUCCUGAUGAGCCAGUAAUGUACAAUAAUGUUUGUACUUCGUUAAUAUUGUAAAAGUUCAGCAUAAUUCAAUUAUGUAAGCACAAUACAGAAGUUGAGGCCCCUU